AUGGAAGAUGUUGCACGUGGAGAAAUAAAUUUUUUUACUCAAACAAUUGACGGUUCUCCUGCAUGGGUUGAUGUGAACGCUAAAUCAGCUUGGGCAACAUCUAAUUUUGCACAAGGACCUGCACAUGUUACUAUUCAUGAUUUGCGAGGCAAGGAAACAAGCGUAAACCUUAAUAUUCAUGCCAUGGAAGUACACAAAUAUGAUGGUGAAAUCAAUGAUGAAUUUGAUAACAACAGUGAAGAACAACAAAUAUAUUACAAUGAAAUAAUUUCUUUCUUAAAAAAUUAUCUUGGAGCUUCACGUGUAAUCAUAUUUAAUCAUUUAUUUCGUUCUCGUGGUACACCACGAACAGAUGAACAAUGCGAUAUGAAUCACAAGAAUCCUGUAUUAUAUCCACAUGUUGAUCUCGAUCCACCAGGUGUUCGAUGGAAAGUAAACGAGAUACUCGGCAAGGAAGAAGCUGAGAAAGUUAUGCAAAAUCGAUUUCAAAUAAUAAAUGUAUGGCGUCCAUUGGGUCCACAUGUUAUAAGAAACAAACCAUUAACCUUGUGUGACUAUUCUUCUCUUGAUGUUCAUAAUGAUGUUCAUCCACUUGAAGUUCGAGGAUCUACGAAUGCUCUCACAUCCUAUACGGUGUCUCGAAAUAAACAAGAUGCUCAAAGAUGGCUUUAUCUUAGUGAUAUGCGAUCUGACGAGAUGUUUCUUAUCAAAAUUUUCGAUAGCAAUCCAAAUGUUGCUCAAUUUUGCUUUCAUACAGCUUUUAUUAAUGAAAAUUUUCCUGAAUUAAAGACAGAACAGAAAAGUAUCGAAGUACGCUGUCUUGUUUUAUAUGAUAAUUGA
Adineta steineri is the source of this 840-nucleotide messenger RNA. The record is from the annotation of a GenBank genome assembly. NCBI's taxonomy places the organism in Eukaryota, Metazoa, Rotifera, Eurotatoria, Adinetida, Adinetidae.